AUGUCUCUUUCGGUCUCCUCUACAGAACGGCACAUUCGCGAGGAGCGACGCAAGCUAGCGUGCGAAGAAUGUCGACGACGGAAGCUCCGCUGCGAUGGCCAGCAGCCGCGAUGCGGAGUAUGCGUGGAGGCAGGCAUCAGCUGCAACGUUAAUCCGCAGCGAUCGGCGAGGGGUCCUAAGAAAGGUCUUCUCAGAUCUCUUCGAAUCCGGGCUGCGGAACUAGAACGUCGCCUUCAGGAGCACACAACCAGAUCUGCGUUCUACGACGACCAAACCAAUCGGAACAACAAUGCGGAUGCAAGUAUUCCUCCAGCGCGCGAAAAUUCUUCCACGGACACCCGCUCGCCCAACCAUCGCGCAACUCUGGUGCGCGAAAGACUUCCGGUAGAAAACCAAAGUCAAUGCACAGCCUUGUUGUCGGACCUAGUACAAGCAGAUCUCACUCAGCUAUAUUUCGAGCGAGUUCACCCCUCGACGCCCUUUAUUCAUAAACGAAAGUUCCUGUCUCAGUCCAUCCAGUUGAAACGCGAACAUUCUGGGGUCUGCCUACAGCUUGCUAUGUGGACACUUGCUGCAUCGAUAUCGCCGCAAUACCAACAUAUGCAUGAAGUGCUCUAUCAGCGCGCAAGGGAAGAACUCCAUCGCUUGGAGCUUGAAGGCUCUAGAGUGGACUCGGUCGAUGUGAAGGAAGCUCAAGCAUGGACAUUAAUUGCGAUCUACGAGUUUCUCCGUAUGCAUUACCGGCGGGGUUGGAUGAGCCUUGGACGUACAUGCCGGCUGGUCCAACUUCUAGGCCUCCACAAGAUUGACGGUGAAGAGCGACUGACGAACAGUGCUGGGACCAGGUGUAACGACACCGGUACUGAAGAACGGCGGAGGACAUUUUGGAUGGCGUUUUGUCUGGAUCGCCUAGUCAGCAUGCGAAACAACUGGCCGUUGGCAUUUAAUGAGCUUGUGAUCUGUACCCGACUUCCCGCGCCCGAGGAACAGUUCCAGGACUGCACAAGUAGUGUUGGCGGUUUCCUUUCCCAGGAGAUUGCUGAUCAAUCUAACCGGGACUUGCCUCCAUUUACCGCACUGAUUAUCUUUGUUACGAUCUGCGGCCGCUGUAUAUCGCAUGAACAACAAGCAGGGGUAGAGCUUGUCUAUGGCAACGGCUCUACCGGCUUUUGGGAUCGACAUCAAUGGCUCCGUUCUCUCUUAACUCGGAAUAUCGCGGCAUUAACGCGGGUCCCCAUAACUUCUCAAAAUACAUCAGAUCCUAUGCGUGUCUUUGCCCACAUGGUGGCACAUACGACACUUAUUUACCUUUACAAUAUCUCAAAAUCCUUACCAUCGGGAGGCAUCGAACCAGUGAUCAUGCCUGAUUUUGAACAAGAAGCAUUGGCGGCUGCUAUGGAAAUUGUUAAUUUAACUCGAGUUUUGGAUGAGCUCAGUAUUUUCAAGACUCACCCUCUUACACCCUAUCCAAUCCAUUUGGCUGCCGAGUUCUUUGCUCAGAAAAGAUCUCCGACGGAGUCCUUUGAGCCCCAAAUACGACAACUCCUCAAUGUCCUUCACAGUCUGAAGCCUGUGAGCGAACUUGCAAAUUACUAUGCACAAAUUACAACUCCUUCAAUUACAAAUAUGGAACCCUCUUAUUCAUAG
Molecule: messenger RNA, 1647 nt
Organism: Aspergillus viridinutans
Lineage: Eukaryota; Fungi; Ascomycota; Eurotiomycetes; Eurotiales; Aspergillaceae
Exons: 5
Coding region: 1-1647 (548 amino acids)
Biological process (GO): regulation of DNA-templated transcription; DNA-templated transcription
Cellular component (GO): nucleus
Molecular function (GO): DNA-binding transcription factor activity, RNA polymerase II-specific; DNA binding; zinc ion binding
Source: RefSeq, a predicted model, not a curated record